Messenger RNA from Malurus melanocephalus (red-backed fairy wren), 2570 nucleotides. RefSeq names its product caspase 6 (gene CASP6). The record is from RefSeq and is a predicted model, not a curated record. Gene Ontology annotation, cellular component: cytoplasm. The transcript is spliced from 8 exons. Lineage: Eukaryota; Metazoa; Chordata; Aves; Passeriformes; Maluridae. The coding region runs from base 113 to 1024 and encodes 303 amino acids. Gene Ontology annotation, biological process: proteolysis; apoptotic process.
ACUGAGGGGGCGGGCCAAGGCCAGGAAGGCUCGGCCGAGGAAGAGCGGCCAAGGCACGGCACGGCUCGCUUUGGUUCGUCUCGGUGUGCAGCCGCUGCCUCGGUCCGCGGCGAUGUCGGGCUCGGAGCAGCCGCGGGAGGGCACUGUCCAGCUGGAUAGCAGACCUGUAUUACCCACCACAGAUGGAAAURAGAACAUCACAGAAGUAGAUGCAUUUGAUACAAGCAGACAAACACUUGAUCCUGGAGUGGAAUACAAAAUGAGCCAUCCUAGAAGAGGAGUUGCAUUAAUCUUCAAUCACGAGCUCUUUAAUUGGCGUUUAACRCUGCCACACAGAAAUGGGACUAUGGCAGACAGAGACAAUCUGAAACGCAGUUUGACAGACCUUGGGUUUGAAGUCAGACCUUUUGAUAACCUGAAAGCAGAUGAGGUGCUGCAGAAAAUUCAUGAAGCCUCUAUGGAUGACCACAGUAAUGCUGACUGCUUUGUGUGUGUGCUCCUGAGCCAUGGUGAAGAUGAUCACAUUUAUGCAUAUGAUGAUAAAAUCAAAAUUCAGACAAUCACAGACAUGUUCAGAGGAGACAAGUGCCAGAGCUUGGUAGGAAAACCAAAGAUAUUUAUCAUUCAGGCCUGUCGAGGCGAUAAACACGACGAUCCAGUCAUUGCAUACGAUUCAACAGACAGCAGCCACGAAUGCUCUGUCAGUGAGACAGAAGUGGAUGCAGCUGCUGUCUACACCCUGCCCGCUGGUGCAGACUUCAUCAUGUGCUACUCAGUGGCGCAAGGCUACUAUUCUCAUCGUGACACUUUAUAUGGCUCCUGGUACAUCCAAGAUUUGUGUGAGACACUUAGGAAGCACGGAUCUUCCUUGGAGUUCACAGAACUUCUUACUCUUGUUAACAGGAAAGUAUCUCAUCGCAGAGUGGAUAGAUGCAAAAACAUUAAUGCUAUAGGGAAAAAACAGAUUCCUUGUUUUGCCUCAAUGUUAACUAAAAAAUUGUAUUUCCGUCCAAAAUCUAAGUAGAUUAAAUAACAAUGAAGAUCAUUGCUAUUACUUGCCGCAUAAGUAAAAAAAACUGCCUUAGUUGAGGAGAUUAAUACUCUACAAGAUUCUCUGCAAAAUCACUGGGAUCAAACAUUACAGUUUGUGUACCUAAUAAUUUCUAAAAUCUUAAAACAAUUUUAAAGCUAGAAUUAUACUAGGGAAUUCAGCUCAGGGAAUUUGGGAAAAGUUGACUGGUGCAAAACUAUUAGAAGGUGCUCAGAUUUUAUUGAAAUUGAUACUCUAGAUUACUUGUUUCUUAAAAGCCUUUUGCUUGAUUGCCAUCUAACUAUGGCACAUUUUACUAUUUCCAAAACAUUUCUAAUGUUGCAUUAGAUUUACUUGUCUUGCUCCAAGAGCACGGUUUACAGAGAAUGUGUUUGUAGGGCAUCUUUUUACAUUUGUGGAUGGAAGUAUCCACCUUCCUUGCUAUUUUUGUGGCUUUAUUGAGCUUUUUAUACAUUUUUUAAUUUUUCUCUCGACACUAGAAAGGAACUUAAUUCCUUGAGUACCAUUGUAGCAUAAAUAUAGGAUGAAUUAAAUAGGGUGGAUUAAUAAGGGGUUUCAUUUGCUUGAACAUCACUUAUGUUUGGGGCACAAUUACAGCUUGCUGGUGCUUUGCAUCCUCAGGAGAAAAGCAAGCAGUGGUGAGAGGAGGGCACGUGCAGCUUGCUUAGGGUGACUCUGGGUAAGCUUGCCUUGCCUUGUCCAGAUCUCUAAAGCUAAAGAUGCAGGACAUCUCGAGGCAGCUCUGCAAAAUGUAACAUAGGCAAACCUCCAUCCUUCAGGCCUUGGUGGUGGAUCAGCCUCCUCUUGGCCCUGGAGAAGAAGAGCCAUACCUCUGUCACUGUGUGCACAAAAGUCUUAGUGCAUGGUCACCACAGGAUUGUUACCAUUGCAGCAUCAAUAACUGCAGUGGUACUGACUUGAAGCAAAUAUUUCUCUUCUUCCUGUUUUGGGGGGUUGUUUACAUUAUUACAUGUCCCUUUAGGAGACAAUGGAAAAUUCACACUGAGCAGUGUCUUUAUCCACUUUCCUGGGGAUAAAAUAAUCAAUUUACUGGCUCUGCUUUAGUUAAGUCUUUUCAUACACUAUGUUCUGAGUCAUAGAUGUUAUAUCUUACUACAACUGCUUUUAAGCUUUGUAUGAAUCAUGUAUGUAUGAACAUUUUGAUAAAUUCUUCCAAUAAAAUGCAACAGUGAAACAUAAAUGAUUUUAUAGUGAGUUUCGAGAUACCUUACUUUUCCAGCACUGUUUACUAAAAACACUUAAUUGUCAUGCUAAUCUAUACUGCACCUGUGGUGCUACAGAGUCAAUGCACAGACUAGGGAAAAGGAAACAGUAAUUGCAGGAAAGGAAUCUUUACUACUCCAUGCAGAAGUUAAUUAUCCUGUGAGUACUGCUGUGUUGCAGCAAAUGGUACUAAAAAUACCCUUGUUAAUAAACUUGCUUUCAUUUUACCAGCGGUAAGAAUGCCUCCUUUGUACUAAUGAGACUUGACAAAUAUUAUGAAGAACUUUGCUUCAGC